Molecule: messenger RNA, 502 nt
Organism: Artibeus jamaicensis (Jamaican fruit-eating bat)
Lineage: Eukaryota; Metazoa; Chordata; Mammalia; Chiroptera; Phyllostomidae
Gene: NNAT
Product: neuronatin
Exons: 3
Coding region: 180-422 (80 amino acids)
Biological process (GO): brain development; positive regulation of insulin secretion
Cellular component (GO): cytoplasm
Source: RefSeq, a predicted model, not a curated record
CCCCCCCCCCCCAUUAGACCCCUGUAAACGCACAUGCGCACUUGGGUGGCGGGUGGAUACUUAAGGCGCGGCCACCGCGGCUGCGGCAGUGCGCCCAACAGCGGACUCCGAGAGACCGGCGGCCCUCGGCGAACCGCAGCCUUCGGCACACUCACUCUCGACGACCCAUUCUCGGAACCAUGGCGGCGGUGGCAGUAGCAUCGGCUGAACUGCUCAUCAUCGGCUGGUACAUUUUCCGCGUGCUGCUGCAGGUGUUCCUGGAAUGCUGCAUUUACUGGGUAGGAUUCCCUUUUCGAAAUCAUCCAGGGACCCAGCCCAUUGCAAGAAGUGAGGUGUUCAGGUACUCCCUGCAGAAGCUGGCGUACACCGUGUCGAGGACUGGGCGGCAGGUGCUGGGAGAGCGCCGGCGGGCCCCCAACUGAGGCCGCAGCCCCCAGCCCUGGGCGGCCUUGUCACCAGGUGCUCCUGUGCAUCUCACCCAGCAUGGGAGCCAGUGUUGCCC